UAAGCGCUUGCUGCUGCUGUGCUGCUGGCAAGCCAAACACAUAUAACAAUAUACUUACACCCGCAAGUGCGAGAGACGGCGAGCAAGAAAGAGGGGUCUGUCUCUAGUCUACUGGGCCAGGUCGUCAACUAUAUAUCUAUACAUAUAUACAUAUCAGCUGGUAUCACAUAUUACCCUCAUCUGUGCUAUGGCCGUAUUCUUGCUGAAUGUCUGCAAGUUCAACUCGUGCGGGCUCAAGUUCCAGAGUUUGGGACAUCUCAUACAACAUAUCGAGGAGACGCAUAUUGACUAUGACCCACACGUGGUGGAACGAACGGAGCAGCAGCAGCCGGCGUGUAUACCGCUGAGCUACGUGCUGCGCUUCCUCACGGACAGAGAAAUCAAUAGUAACAAACAACAGCAGCAACAACAACAACAGCAAAUCGCUACGACCAACGCCCAGCAACAGCAGCAGCUGUCGAGGCCGGCUAGUCAGUCGUCAAUCGCGUCGUCGACGACGAGUACGACGACGAACAACAGCAGUGGUGGCCAGCGUAUUUGCAAGAGUCUCACGCCGACAGGAAGUGAGGCUGAGGAGGGCGAGGAUUUUCUUAGCGAACCCGAGGACAGCAACGACUCCUGUACUACGCUUGAGGAGUUUUCCCAGGACUUCAUAUUGCGAUAUGGAAGCAGGAAUACUAGUCAUAAUACAGCAAACCAAAGCAAUAAGGGCGAGAAACGUUUUGUUUGCCCGGUACCAGGCUGCGACAAGAGUUACAAAAACAUGAACGGGAUCAAGUACCAUUCGAAAAAUGGUCACAAGAACGAUGGCAAGGUAAAAAAGGCGUACAAGUGUCCUUGCGGCAAAAGCUACAAAAAAAUUUACGGCCUCAACAAGCACACGAAUUUGAGGCACAAUCACGGCGUCGCCUACAAGCAUUCCCAGACGAUUAAACAGAAGCCGAAAAAUCGUUUGGAAGACAAACACUUACAGAAAUACCAACAUUCGAGGCCGAUUUUGCCCAAAAUCCCAAAGAUUAAAGUGCCCGCUAUUCAGGACCAUGGCUACAUGAAGCAGGAACAUUACUCCGGCGAGGCAGAUAGCGAGUACGAAAUAAGCAGCCUGGGCAUCCUGACACCUGCGGCGUCACCCCCGCUGCCCAGUCCAACUCAGCCCCAGAUUUAUAGUAACAAGCAUCAUCAUCACUUUGCUGGUUCCAUGAAUUCUAGUCAAACGCACAGGCCGUGCGACAACUAGUCAGCUUUUUCUUUAUCAUCUUUCUCUGAUCCUUCAUGAUGAGACUCUGAAAGAGUUACAAGAUUCGAGUCAGUUGAUAAACACAAACACUAUAACUCUCACCCAUAGUUUUUUCUCUAAAGUGCAUUUUUAGUGUUAAAUGCAGAUAUAUCAGGGGAUAAAGUUCUGCAUUUGCCAAAAAUGCAGAAAUUCGACUGGAAGGCUCGAUGACAGUCACAGCAUACUGCACUGCUUGCUGGAAAGGCGCAAAAGUUGAACAUUGUUCUGCAGUCUGUAGACUUACUUGAGUCUUAUUCUUGGCUAAGUACCUUUAAUCACAAACCAUUAGCCAUUAUAUUAUAUUGGCUCGUUGUUAAUUGUUAUUAUAGUUCAUGAGAUUUGAAAAUAAAAUUGUAGAAAAAAAAUUUUAUUACAAAU
This is a messenger RNA of Copidosoma floridanum, 1654 nucleotides long. RefSeq names its product juxtaposed with another zinc finger protein 1. Gene Ontology annotation, cellular component: nucleus. Lineage: Eukaryota; Metazoa; Arthropoda; Insecta; Hymenoptera; Encyrtidae. The record is from RefSeq and is a predicted model, not a curated record.